Phaeodactylum tricornutum CCAP 1055/1 is the source of this 779-nucleotide messenger RNA. RefSeq lists its product with no specific name. The transcript has a single exon. Lineage: Eukaryota; Bacillariophyta; Bacillariophyceae; Surirellales; Neidiaceae. Bases 109 to 696 code for a protein of 195 amino acids. The record is from RefSeq and is a predicted model, not a curated record.
GAAUGAGUCCUGUGUUGUUGCAACAGUUGGGCUCUGGAGCGGUGGUUCCCCACUGGAUUCCGAGCCGCAGAGCCUCCCCGGCAUCAGUCCCGAGCCAUCGCGGACUACAUGAGCCGUCGGGGUUGGGGUACGGCAACGACGCGUCUGUACUAUGCGUGGCAAGAAUUCUGGCGUGACGCCGCCCGGGUCGCGGAGGCACAGGCGUACGUAGUCUCGUUCGGACGUACCGUACUGUGGCCUCUGUUGGUGACACUCACGUUGACCGGUGCGGGUGUCGGAUGUGCCCGUUGGGUGUACCGUACGGUGGUGUAUCCACCGAGUGCGUCGGAGUUGCACGCGGAAGGGUUGCGGUGUCUGACAGGGCGGUCCGGGCUGGCUCGUGCCGAAGCGCUGUGGCGGACGGCACGGCAACGCGAUCCGACCUACACUCCGGUUGUCUUGUCGCUGGCGGCGUACUUUUUGUACCGGAGAAACGAUCCGGUGGAGGCCUUGCGAGUGUUGGACGAGUACAGUAGUAGUAGUGGUAGUGGUACUGGUAGAAUUAGUAUUGGUAUUGAUACGGACCCCGACGUGGCCACCAUUCGACUGGACGCCCUAGCCAUGCAGUCGGGACAAACCGCCAUGGUCCAGUCUUUACUGGCGGAACAUCGGUAUUUGAGCGUCGCGUCCUUGGGCGUCUCUUCUUCGUCGUCGUGACGAGUACGGGAUGUGGAUCCUCAUUCCCGUCACGGGCGCCACAAUCGAGAUCAAAUAAUGGAAUGAAUGAGUCGGGUUGUACC